This is a messenger RNA of Doryrhamphus excisus (bluestripe pipefish), 4213 nucleotides long. RefSeq names its product moesin a-like. The record is from RefSeq and is a predicted model, not a curated record. Gene Ontology annotation, molecular function: actin binding. Gene Ontology annotation, cellular component: cytoskeleton. NCBI's taxonomy places the organism in Eukaryota, Metazoa, Chordata, Actinopteri, Syngnathiformes, Syngnathidae.
GUUACAUAAUAACGACAUUAAACACAAAGUAUGAGUCAAAACCUAUUUUUUAUAACAUCACUCAGAUUUAGCAUGAAUCAACGAAGCAAGUGGAGGAUUGGGAAAACAAGCCUUCAAAUAGAGAAUGGAAAUAUUCCCUGUACGUUAAAUUUUGUGUGCACAGUUGUUGGUUUUCUGUACAGAAAACGAAGCAAUGUUGAAGAAUUUGACAGACUGCUGCUGGCUAAUUAGCUAGCUCAACCACAGGAUGGCUAGGCAGCCCACAUCUGGAAUUACCAUACACAUCUAGGAUGUGUAAAGGAGCGUACCGUGAUAAAGUACAUACCAGCUACAGCCCAGGAGUACUCGUGUAUUUACAUGCAAGGCUUGCUCAUGGAAAAUAAGGUUCGACUACUAGCCGGUCCGUUUAGCAGAGUAGCUCCGCUGCCGCUGUAAGCUAAGGUUAGCUAACAGGGUAACAAAGCAGCCAGUGGGGGCUCAUCUUUGUGUUGCAUUCGCUGACCUUUAUCGAGCAACCGGCGUGUGUUUUUAUGACUCAAUUUCACAGCCUUACCGGACUUCCAGGAUGUUUUCUAAUUUGCACAUGAUUUCUUGUUCGUCAGUCAUGGUGAAGAAAUCCCAGUAGUGGUCGCCCAGCUGGUGCUGUCUUGUCGGCCGGUGGUCUCACUGUUGAUAUAAAAAACAAUAGUCGGCGUGACUGUGCACACGAGCGCGCUCCCGCAAGGUGAAGCUGGAGCUGCGUGUGACGUGUGCGGCGGGCCAGGAAGUAGUCUGCCCCCACAGAACGUAAACUGUAAAAACAAAAAAUAGUAAGUAACGUGUAACUACUCAAUUUAAAUACUAUAUUGUAAGCAGGGGCGUCGUAAAGGGGGGGAUGUUUGGACAAUUCCAAGGGUCCCUGACUGACAGGGGCCCCAAUAAAUAGGUAAAGUAAUGCGAUCUGGUUAUGAUUUUUUUUUAAAUACAAUCAAAUAAUGAUUAUAACAAUCUCUUGUAUUUGGUAGUAACAGUUAAAUAUUCACAUUGGCCAAAUCCAUAUUGACUGACACCCCCCAAUACAUUGAUUGCUACAUGAAAUGGUUUGGUCCAGUACCUACAAAGUACUUAUAGCUGCAGCUUGGUGCCUAUCAGGCUGGGGUGUAGUUGGGAAUUACCAGGGCCCAAGGUGAUUUUUUUUCAUGGGACCCAGAAUUCCUGGCGGCACCCCUGAUGGCAGAGUCCAACUCUGACUGGAAACAAGUCCGACUUAUUGCCAACAACCAACCACCACAAAUACUGUUGAUUGCAGUCCGAGUGGAAACACUAAUCACAAUAUAGAAAUGUAAUAAUAUAAUAUCAACGAUGUAAAAAUAUGAACAACACAAGUUCGGAAAUAUAUCAAUUUCAUCACACUCAUAUCAAUCCGAUACUGAUACUGCAAUCAUUUUGCAAUGAAACUGGAACCCACUAUGACCUGGACCCUAGUAUGACAUAAAACCGUGAUCCAAGACAAGUGACGCACAGCCAAAACCCGACGAGGAGAAGUGAUCUCAUAUGAAGGCUGCUUUCAGCAACGUGUGGGCCCCAGGCUGCCUUUGGAUUAAAUUGGAGAGAAAGAAAAGGCGACAAGCCGUUACUCAGAAGAAUCAUUUCACGACAGACUACACAAAACAAAGAGAAAUGUCAACUUCCCCAUCAACCUCUUGUGAUUGGAUGCUCCUGAUUGAACAGAAGAAUAUAAAUGUUCGAGUUACGAGCAUGGACGCUGAGCUGGAGUUUGCCAUCCUGCCCAGCACCACCGGCAAACAGCUUUUCGAUCAGAUAGUGAAGACAAUCGGGCUGAGGGAAACGUGGUUCUUCGGUCUGCAGUAUCAUGACAGUAAAGGAUUCUCCACCUGGCUAAAGCUCAACAAGAGGGUGACUGCUCAAGAUGUGAAAAGAAACAACCCUUUGUUGAUUAAGUUCAGGGCCAAGUUUUACCCUGAGGAUGUUGCAGAGGAACUCAUCCAGGAGGCAACGCAGCAUCUUUUCUUUCUGCAGGUAAAAGAAAGCAUCCUAAACGAUGAUAUCUACUGUCCACCUGAGACCGCCGUGCUGUUGGCCUCUUAUUCGGUUCAGGUCAAACAUGGAGACUUCAGGAAAGAUUACCAUGUACCAGGCUACCUAACAAGAGAGAAGCUCUUGCCCCAAAGGGUUUUAGAGCAGCACAAACUGAAUAAGAAUGAGUGGGAGGAAAGAAUCCAAGUGUGGCAUCAAGAGCACAAGGGAAUGCUGAGGGAGGACGCCAUAGUGGAGUACUUGAAGAUAGCCCAGGAUCUGGAGAUGUAUGGGAUCAACUACUUCAGCAUCAAGAACAAGAAAGGAACAGAGCUCUGGUUAGGAGUGGAUUCCUUGGGCCUCAACAUAUAUGACAAAAAGGACAAGUUGACCCCAAAGAUCGGCUUCCCCUGGAGUGAGAUCAGAAAUAUUUCCUUCAAUGACAAGAAGUUUGUCAUUAAACCAAUUGACAAGAAGUCUCCGGACUUUGUUUUCUAUGUGCCUCGUCUUCGCAUCAACAAACGCAUCCUGGCGCUGUGCAUGGGCAACCAUGACUUGUACAUGCGCAGACGAAAACCUGACACCAUCGAGGUGCAGCAGAUGAAGGCCCAAGCCAAAGAGGAGAAGAACAAGAGACAGAUGGAAAGGGCUCUGCUCGAGAGUGAGAAAAAAAAGCGUGAAAAUGCCGAGAAGGAAACGGAGAAGAUUGCUCGUGAGACCAUGGAGUUGAUGGAGAGAUUGCGACAGAUUGAAGAGCAGACAAAGAGAGCUCAAGAUGAGCUGGAGGAACAGACUCGCAGGGCUCUCGAGUUGGAGAAGGAGAGGACGCUGGCACAAGAGGAAGCCGAGAACCUGGACAACGACCACAGAGCUGCCAUGCAGGCUAAAGCAGCCCUGCUACAACAUUCCCAGUCCGAGAUGAGAAGCCAGGAAGAGCUGGCCACUGAGCUGGCAGAGCUUACAACGAAAAUCUCCCAGCUGGAAGAUGCCAAAAAGAAAAAGGACGAGGAGGCAAUGCGAUGGCAGAAAAGGGCGAUGAUGGUGGAAGCUGAUCUGGAGAGAACCAAAGAGGAGCUGAAGAUGAAAAUAAUGGGUAUCCACAUCCAGGAUUCGCUUCACCUUCACAUGCAUGACCACGAUGAGACCGAUGAGAGCAGCGCUGAAGCAAGCGCUGAGUUGAUGUCUCCAGGCAUGGUCCGUGAUCGCAGUGAAGAGGAAAGAGUAACAGAAGCCCAAAAGAACCAGAGACUGCAGAAGAACUUGAAGUUCCUGAGCACCGAGCUGGCUCAAGCUGUAGAUGAGAGUAAAAAGACCCUCAAUGACCUGAUCCACGCUGAGAAUGUGAAGGCGGGCCGUGACAAAUACAAGACCCUACGUCAGAUUCGUCAGGGCAACACCAAGCAGCGCAUUGAUGAAUUUGAGUCCAUGUGAGAAGAAUCCGCUGUGUAUGGACGGUAUAAAAACAGAUCUCUAAUUGAAUUAGAUCAAAUAGAUAGAUUAUUAGUCAUGUAAGAGAUUGAUGAAAAGCAUGAACACAACAACAAAUAAUAUCCAGGCAUAUCCAUUAUACGUACAAUUUAAUAUCCUUGAUUUUCUGAUAGUAUUAGUCAAAAUUCAGCAUUAUUAUCUCAUUAAAGGCGGAAUUUCUGACACAUUUAUGUUAUCAAUGUAGUUUUCUUAUCCUGAAAUGGCCGAAGGUAAACCUUGGAGCAGCCACAAAAUUCAAAUUUCCAUUUUCUUUAUCACCAUUAAAAUGCACCGAGACCUCAUGUGUUUAUUGAGGGUGCAUCACAGUUUCCAUAAGAACAGGUUUGCAUCACCUUUGAUGUGCCAAUUAAUGUGUGUCACCAAAAUGAAAAGUGAAAAUUAUCACCUUUGAAGAGAUGCUUGUUAUUGUUAAUAUAAAACAUAAUACAUAACUUUUUCUGUCAUUGUUGUAGUAAAACUCUAGGAUGCACGUGUUCAUAAUCAUUUUCCAAACUAUUGGUCCAAAGUUGUCUUAUUUUGAAGGCAGGAAGUGUGUUGUGUGGGUCGAGGAGGAGACGGACAAUGCAAAUGAAUAAACUAGCCCGAUAUCGCCCAUCCUUUCUUUACACCAAACAUCCACAUCAGCAUUUGCUGACCUCCAUUGUGGCUCCACAUAAUAUUUGCUUGUCUGUUGACAAUAAGGUGCUAAUAACUCAUAAAAUAAAGUCAA